AUACAGAGAUGGACGCCUUGUUUGAUUUAAUCUGCGAGAUCCUCGUGCUCUCCUCACUCUCAAGUCCUAUAAAUCUCUGCCUUUGCCACCCUCUCUUUCUUCCCAUACUCUCUCUCUCUUCUUCAAAUACUUUGAUUUCCUCUCUUUCUUUAAUUAUUCGUCGACUUGAAUUAUGACUCCUGCACUAGAUUCCAAGUCAAUCAAUCCCAAAGAUGUCUGCAUUGUUGGUGUUGCGCGUACACCCAUGGGUGGUUUCCUUGGUACAUUGUCAUCCUUGACGGCCACUAAGCUUGGAUCUGUUGCUAUUGAGGGUGCAUUGAAAAGGGCAAAUAUCGAUCCAUCCCUUGUACAAGAAGUGAUUUUCGGAAAUGUUCUUAGUGCAAAUUUGGGUCAGGCUCCUGCAAGGCAAGCAGCAUUAGGGGCAGGAAUACCAAAUACAGUGGUAUGUACCACGGUCAAUAAAGUUUGUGCAUCAGGGAUGAAAGCUGUGAUGCUUGCGGCACAAAGUAUCCAAUUGGGCCUCAAUGACGUUGUUGUGGCAGGAGGCAUGGAAAGCAUGUCAAAUGCCCCUAAAUACAUAGCUGAAGCCAGGAAGGGUUCCCGUCUUGGACAUGAUACACUUGUCGAUGGGAUGCUCAAAGAUGGGCUGUGGGAUGUUUACAAUGAUUGUGGCAUGGGAGUUUGUGCUGAAUUAUGUGCAGAACAUCAUGCAGUAACAAGAGAGGAUCAGGAUAACUAUGCUUGCCAAAGCUUUGAGCGUGGUGUUGCUGCUCAGGAGGCCGGUGCUUUUUCAUGGGAGAUAGUUCCCGUUGAAGUUUCUGGUGGAAGGGGAAAACCAACAACAGUCGUUGAUAAAGAUGAAGGCCCUACUAAGUAUGACCCUGCGAAAUUAAGAAAACUUAGACCAAGUUUCAAAGCAGAUGGAGGCACUGUUACCGCUGGAAAUGCUUCUAGCAUAAGUGAUGGUGCUGCUGCAAUUGUUUUAGUGAGUGGACAGAAGGCACUAGAGCUUGGGUUAGAGGUGAUUGCUAAGAUUAGUGGUUAUGGAGAUGCCGCUCAGGCUCCAGAGAAUUUCACGACAGCUCCCGCCCUCGCAAUACCAAAGGCCAUUUCUCAUGCAGGCUUGAAUGCUUCACAGAUUGAUUACUAUGAGAUAAAUGAAGCUUUCGCUGUUGUUUCUGUUGCGAAUAUGAAAUUGCUUGGGCUUUCUGAGGAUAAAGUAAAUGUGCACGGUGGAGCUGUGUCCUUGGGACACCCUCUUGGGUGCAGUGGAGCACGAAUCAUCGUUACACUUUUGGGGGUAUUACGACAGAAAAGUGGGAAAUAUGGUGUUGCUGGUGUUUGUAAUGGUGGAGGUGGUGCAUCUGCUCUCGUUGUAGAGCUUUUGUAAGACUUGAUAUUUAAGGCUUAUUGAGGACUUAGCUCAUCACAAUGUUGGAGGAGCAGUUAGAAAUAAGUGUACAACCUGUCAUUUAUGACAUUUUUAUGCCCUUAAUAUGGCUCCAAUUGUGCAAGCAAUUUUUUUAAAAAAAUUAAUAGUGGUACAAAUGUUUUUGUACUUUGGUAGCUUUUGUUUUUCUUUUUUUUUUUUUUUCCGCGUUUGGAAGUUUAGAUGAUAUGAUAGUAUUUGUUUUAUGUUGUACUAGGACUGACCUAUUGAAUGGGGCAUAAGUUGUAUUCUUAGUAUCUCAUCUUGAAGUUUCUGUCUAUUCUUGAUUUUAAGUUAUAAUAAGCCGAAUGCUGAUUUCGAAAAUGGAAUUGAA
Messenger RNA from Chenopodium quinoa (quinoa), 1763 nucleotides. RefSeq names its product acetyl-CoA acetyltransferase, cytosolic 1-like. The coding region runs from base 173 to 1390 and encodes 405 amino acids. The record is from RefSeq and is a predicted model, not a curated record. Lineage: Eukaryota; Viridiplantae; Streptophyta; Magnoliopsida; Caryophyllales; Amaranthaceae. Gene Ontology annotation, molecular function: acetyl-CoA C-acetyltransferase activity. Gene Ontology annotation, biological process: fatty acid beta-oxidation. The transcript is spliced from 15 exons.